UCGGCCUCGUAACAAAUCUCACCCAUGUCGAGUCGAGCGCGAGAGACAGGAGCGUAAGCUUGUCCGCGAUCGUUUGUCCGCGUUCGACGGCUCUUUCGAAUAGCGUGCGUGUGCGAUCGGUCGAUGGCACGGUCGGGAAAAUAGUCGUAUCUCUCCCAGCGAGGUUCGAAAAGUGAGACACGGAAAGAGUGGCGGCCGAGGUGUAACAGAAAGACCGCGAGGAAGACUUGCUCGGUGUUAAUCCGGGCUCGUGUGUGGGCACACAAUAGCCGAACGGGCAUACUGGUGGUGACACGACUGCGGACUUUUCCUUAGACGAGGACCAAGAACAUACGAGACUCGCCAAGUGCACGGUGACCGUGUGUGCGUGUCACCGGGAAAACAGUUUCAGAGCCGCUACGGCGGCGCUCCCCGAAUCGUAACCACAGGAAUCAAGUUCGUGGCGGUGGUGAGGCAGGCCUGUCGCGGUCUGUCUAUCGGGCCACGAGAGAUUGAAACGGUACGAUCGCACGCGGCGGGGCCGUUUGUAAUGGAGGUGGUUUACGAGUGUGUUACCGUGCAAGUGAACAGGUCACGGCGAUGCACGCCGUAUUGACUGAGACGCGACAUUUAUCUGUGACUGUUUCUCCCGGCCGGCCGGGUGAGAAGAAAGCCAAGUUGAAAUUGAUAUGGAAUCGUCCAGGAUCUUCGACGCGACGAACACUCGCUUCCGUCUGUGAUAACCACUAGCCGCAUAGAAACAGGUAGAAACCAGAAGAAGAAUAUAAAGAAAAAAGAAGGGAAAAAGAGAUAUCCGUGCAAGCGUUUGCGCGCGUGUUACUCCUCCUUUCCUUACCUUUCUUCGCUUCGGUAUCGAGUGUAAACAAUUUCUCACGAAAUCUGCUUGGAGGUUAGGAUAGCAUGGGGAUUGAUCCCCUGAAGGCAUCGACCGACGGACCGUGACACCUGCGACUCGCCGCGUACACGGUGUGUGUCCCUCGGGUCUGUGGGUGUGUGUGUGCGUGCGUGCGCGUGUAUCCCCAGGAAGCCGCUCGAGUGAUAUUUCCAUCGGCGGUUGUCCCGAGGGAAGUACACGAAAAAAAAAAAUAUGUCAAGAAUGGGGAUCGAUCCCCGAUACGACAACGUACGACGUCGCGAACACUGAUAAUCGACCAGGGGGGGUUUGUUGUUCGACCUGUCCCAGGAGGGAGAGUAUUUCGAGCGUGUUCACAGCAGUUGAACGGACUGUCGCGGGAUAUAUACUCUGCCACGACGGUGGACACUAACGUAGCAAAAUGCAGAAAAGGGACGGCAGAGAUACGCGCGAGAAGGAGCUCGCGCGUAACUCUGAACGCGAACAGGAAGCCGCCAAGAGGACCUCCCGUGGAAGCGGUAACGCCGCCAGAUCCAAUGUGCAUUCCUCGAGGCACAGUGGCACGUCCUCGGCCACCCUGGUACAGAUGGUGGGUCCCAACUUCCGCGUCGGCAAGAAAAUCGGCUGUGGCAACUUCGGCGAACUCCGACUCGGGAAGAAUGUCUACAAUAAUCAGCACAUAGCUAUUAAAAUGGAGCCGAUGAGGUCGAAGGCACCGCAACUUCAUUUAGAAUAUAGGUUUUACAAAUUAUUAGGUACCCACGUAGAGGGUAUACCGGAAGUAUAUUACUUCGGCCCAUGCGGGAAAUUCAACGCCAUGGUAAUGGAGCUGCUUGGCCCGAGUCUGGAGGACCUCUUCGAUCUCUGCGGGAGGAGGUUUACGCUGAAGACAGUUUUGAAUAUCGCCACACAACUCCUCCAUAGGAUAGAGUACGUUCACAGUCGUCACCUGAUCUACCGGGACAUCAAGCCGGAGAACUUCCUGAUAGGACGAUGCACAAACAAAAAGGAGAAGGUCAUUCACAUCAUCGACUUUGGAUUGGCCAAAGAGUACAUAGACCUGGAGACGAACAAACAUAUACCCUAUCGAGAACACAAAAGCCUUACGGGCACGGCGCGUUAUAUGAGUAUCAACACGCAUCUGGGAAAAGAGCAGAGUCGGAGAGACGACUUGGAGGCCCUAGGGCACAUGUUCAUGUACUUCCUGCGUGGUACCCUGCCGUGGCAGGGGCUGAAGGCUGACACCCUGAAGGAACGGUACCAGAAGAUAGGCGACACGAAGCGGAACACCCCUAUCGAGGUUCUCUGCGACGGUCACCCCGAAGAGAUGGCCACCUACUUGCGAUACGUGCGCAGACUGGACUUCUUCGAGAUGCCCGACUACGAAUACCUGCGGAAGCUCUUCAGCGAUCUAGCGGAGAAGAGGGGUUUCGUCAACGACGGCGAGUUCGACUGGACCGGCAAGACGAUGCCAGAAAACUUCGAACAACUUAAAGCUCUUCGGAUGGCUCCUCCCUCUCACGUUGGGAAGACCAAGUCCGACGAGACUACGCCUGUCGGAUCGCUGCAGACCGGACAGGAGAUUAUCGUAUCGCCGAAUCGCGAUCGACAUCCCUAUAAGGAUGCGACAGGUGCAGGGGUGGGAGGAGAGGGCGGUAAAGGGGUGGGAACCACGUGGCCAGAUACUUUGAAGCAAUCUGGAGCUGGUGGUACAUUGACACCUGCUGACAGGCAUGGUUCGGUACAGGUGGUGUCCUCAACGAACGGGGAGUUGCAAAACGACGAUCCCACCGCAGGACACUCGAACACACCGAUUACAGCACCUCAAGAAGUGGACAUGGUCGACGAAACCAAUGUUGGCUUUAUUUACAGAUGCUGUUGCUUCUUCAAACGGAAGAAGAAGAAAAGUGGAAGGCAAAAGUGACUGUUCUCCUCGUUCACGAGGUGGCACUACAGUGCGUGUGUAACAGUGAGGAUGAAGUUUGGAAGAAGGAACGUAUCGCAGCGGCAGUGCGAAUCGGUGAACGCGACGGGACCACCGCUACCAGAGAAGCUGCGGCCGAUACGGGAAGGAGGGCAGCCGUUACCUAGCUACGUGCCGGAAGUCGGUCCGCUUCUUGAGAUUCGGUGCUGCACACCAUCGCCACGAUGACACGCCCGUAGCCACCGUUAUCAAAUUAAAUCACCACACAGCCAUCAUUAUUACUGCUAUUAUUAUUACCAUUAUUAUUAUCAUUACUAUUGUCACGAUUAACUUUUGCUCUUCUUCCUUUCCUUCUUACGUUUAUUAUUAUUAUUAUUAUUAUUAUUAUUAUUAUUAUUAUUACUAUUAUGAUUAUUAUCACGAUUAUUGUAUUAUUAUUUUAUUAUUAUUAUUGUCAUCGUCUAUGAUUAUCAUUGUCAUAUCUCGUUUACGAUCGUCGUUUAUUGGAUCAACAGUCGUUGUUAACGAUAUAUACAUACAUACUUGUAACUCGUCACCGUUGAUUAAGGACAGUUCCCGUGGCCGUCGUCGUCGGCCCCGACGAACAUUCAGUACUGGCAAAAAUCCGGUGUCCACCACCAACGUACACGUAAGAAGUAAGGAAUUGACGUGCCGAUGGUGAAAGAACGCGUUUGUGCCUACGACACUAUUAAUCAUGUACCCGCCGGCUGGCAAAUCAUUCAACAACCAACGCCGAUUACUGCGAAAUUAAAACUAAAAAAAAAAUAGAAAAAGGAAAAAAAAAACAAAAAAAAAAUGAAAGAAAAAUAUGUUACGAUACGUGUAUUAAAUCGUAAAUGAAUUGAAGCUGAGAUCUCAUUUCACUCUUAAUCGUCCCGGACAACGAGCGCGUACUCGUGUACUCCUGCUUGUUUAACGACGCUCGUGACGUCUGAUCGAGCUCCGGGGAAAGGCAUGAAACUGAAAGGACCAAUGCGUCGUUCGCGUGUACGCUCGCUAUGAUCGACGAUACCGAACGCAUCCGGCUUGACAAAGUAUUAAACGUUCGUGGAUCGCGUGAGAUAGUUCAUCGUACCGCGAUCGAUGUAAUUUUGUCGGAUCUUGUCGUCUAUUUUCAACCGACAUGUAUAUUUUUUUUCAAACUAAAUCAGUUGUUCAAUACAGGAAUCAGCAAACCUUUCGAAGGGCGUGAACGAUUCCAGGGCUGGAGUUAAGGUUCAUCCAAACGUUUUUGACCCUAGGUUUUUGGUCCACUUCGGUAUAUGAAGGAAAUAUAAAUAUAAAGAAAAUGUUGGAAAUGGAAGAGAAGGAUAUAUACCUGUAUAAAGAAAGUUACACAAGAGUGCUGAAAAAUUAUUUUGUACACUUACAAUAAAGAGGUUAUGUUCGAGUAAAACAUCAGUCCAACGGAUAGUGAUGGCUUCGUUUAGUUGAAGAUGUACCAAACCUUGUGGUCAAAAACUACCUGUCGCAGUUUGCCGACCUCUGGUCGAACGAGACUCCUCAAUUUAGGAUGAAUUGUCCCUUUAAUUUCAUAGAGGACACGAAGCAAUCGUAUAACAGUAUUAUCGCUAUCGAUAAGUAGCCUCCAAGGUCGUGCUGGAUUGUGCUCAUCGUAACCUUAGUUGAUUAAUCUUUAUUUUACAUAACGAUUUUUUACGCCGACACUGCCUGUCGUUGCUCUAUGUAAGUACGCCGUUAUACACGAAGUCACUGUAUACUUUUUUCACCAUGCGCGCGAGUUCCGCAUCGCUUCGAAAUAAACGUUCAAAUUGGUAGUCAUUAAAGAUGGGCAAAAUUAUUAUCUAUAUUACAACUUUUGAUCCGUCAUUUGUUCUAAAAUAAUAUCAUAUUACGGUUUAACGAAUAAAAGCUUAUUUCAAUAGAAUAAACCACUACGUGGUGCUAUUAUCUGCCCUCGAUUAUUAGAAUAAAAAUGAUGCCCAUCUCUCAGAGUCAUUACUUAAACAGAAGAAACUUAAAAAAAGAAAAUUCCAAGUACAUCGACUUCAGUUUCAUGCCUUCCGCGAAAUUAUCACGCGAGAAGCGUAAUAGGUCGCAAAAUUCACGCUACAUUUUACAUAACAUAUCGAAAGGGUAUAAGAAAAAAAGAACGUAAAAGUUUCUUGUCUGUAGAUUCUAAUCGUCUACCGUGAAAAAAAUUUCGUAGUACGAUGUAGAGAUGUCGACAAAUUAUACGUACGUAUAAUACAACUGAUCCGUGUUCCACCAAACGCGAAGAUUCGAGGCAAGAACCGCUUACCUCGAGUCGAAAGUAUCGUCUACGAAGCGAAUUCUGCUAGUUUCGAACAAAUUUCGUUUUUAUUCGUGGAACACGUGUGUUGAUGAACACACCUAACUAAGAGUGUAACGGAUAGAAAACCAAAGUAUGCCUGUAAUUGAUUAUACAUCAAUAUAGCACUGAUUUUAAAACAAUGAAAAACACCCGAGGAAACAAACAAACAGAAUUUCCUUCAAACGAAACGCCGGAUCGACGUCAACAAUAUUGGAUUCGAGUCGAAAAAGAAAUACGAAAAGAGAACAAAAAAAAAAAUGUAAAAAUGAACGUGAUACCGAUAACAGUCCUACGAACUUACUUUGUGUAGAACUUUGUCGAGGACUUGUUUAAUAAGUUAUUUCCACAAAGUUACGAGAGGAAGAGGGGUUACGAAGUGAUAUAAAUAUAUAUGUAUAGAAAUCCCUGUGGAUGUUCUCGAAAUGCACCCAAGGAAUGAAGAGAUACUUAAUGCGAGUAUGCCCGCGAAGCUGAUAGCAAAGGAGAUAAGGAUCUUGGCAGCCCUGCCGAUUAAACGAUCAAGUAAGAGCGUUUUGGUCCGUCGGCGUUACAACGUUUUGUUACAAAUUCGCGAUACACGAAUGUUAGUCUUUUAAACGAAUCAUUUCACUGGACUCGUUAAAAUUGUUCAUCGGUGAAUUCGUGCCUCAUCAACCGUUCGUUUGUUUGCAGACUGAUUAACGAUAAAGCGAUUCUUCGAUACACCUUCGUUUCUCUCAUGUUUCGAAAAUAGAUGGGACUUCCUAAUGAUACAUAUUACAGCAUACACGAUGUAGAUAUUAAGAUAAAGAAUUACCCCCCGAGGUGUUUGAAGCACGUAAACUAUGCCAAGUUUUCACAAAACGUCCUUUCGUUCUUCGUCGUACCCGCGGAAGGGUGUUACACACAAAGAGCGAUAGAUGAACAUGUCCAUAUCUCUAAAUAUUACCAAUAAACGUAUUACGUAUAGGUGUACAAGAAAGUUACUAUUCGAAAGUAAAAUGCAUGUAUCGCCGUAAGUAUACCAGUAGUUGCAGGAGUAAAUAUGCUAUCGUUAGACUGAUAAAGGGCACCGACGAUAACAAACCAAGAAAACUGUCGCGGCGAUGUUGCGUCUCGUUGGAUAAUCGCUGCCCCGAUAAAAAGAAAAAAAAUGACGGAACAGAUUAUAAACGUUUAAUCGAUGUGUAAUAGUUCUUUCAUCCUAGAAUUAAACAAAAUAGUAGCAUCGUCCAAGUGGCCACGAAUUUGUAACAAAACGAACGUUCGACUCAAAGAAGCGCCUGUUUAAUCGACUAGUCAGCAGAGAUAUUUUCCUUGCAGGAGUAUAUUAAUGGGCGAUGGUGUAAACGACACCAAACGUCAGUUUGUCGUGUCCGAAGGUCCGAACUUCUGCUAGUCUGGCCGACGAUUGCGUACCACUAUCGAGGCAUGACAAUGUAUCCGUGUUAGACUUCGAACAACCAUCGACUCUUCAGCGCAAGAGAGUUAGAUCUAGGUGGUCAAAUGCAUGGAUCUCUGUAGCAACGUUAGACAGGGAUUACUACGUGAUUACUUUUGUAACAAUUGCUCACAAUUGUCAGACUCGUCGCUAACUGUAAACUACAUUUGUAUUCCGCAAUCGUAAAUCACUAAUUUGAAAUCUGUCAAAGUCAACGAUUAUUCAUUAACAUGUUCAAUGCCACACGUUACAUAUGUAUGACAACGAUGACUUUCCACUUUAUGUUGAACGAAAUGCUAUAGACCAGUGUCGCAUUCGUGCGAUGUAUUACUCAGAAUAUUCGAUUGGCCUAUUUAGUACACUUUAUUUGUAUAUAGUUGAAAGCACGCGCUGCGUUGACUAAAAUUAUUAAACGCGUAGUAUGGUCUAUGGUAGACGGUUUGAAACGAUGGUAGCGAACAUGUUAAUUAUUGAUCAUGGUUACCGAUCAUUCGGUCAUCGUAAUCGUGGCUUAUGUUUUAGCGAACGCAUGCAUAUUUCCACGACUAUAGGACAAUGCUAUCAGACUUCUGCCGACUCUCAUGCGACGGAAAGUCGAUAGUUGUUCGAAGCCUUGGCGUACCGUGAGUGUCCGUGCACGUUGUAUCCACUAUUUAAAAUGACCAAGCACAGCCGACGACGAAACGAUCUGAUGUACUUAGAGAGCGUAUCCAGGAUUCGACGAAACGUGCGGGGUUAAGCGUGUCGCGCGUUUUUCGUCUGCGAACGACACGCUAAUUAUCGGCCGUCGGGUGUCUUGAUGUAAUACGCUUAAACAGAGAUAAGAGCUGAAACCAUUAACUCUGGGAAUUUCCUCUCUCGUUAUACCUGUAUCUUUCCCACUAGAUACGCGCCGAAAGUAUUGUUCCUUUUGUAAGCUUGCCAGCGCAAGUAAUCGUCGAACAAUCGGACGUUACGUUUGUAUUACAGUGGCGAGAAAAGGGAAUGAGAAGUGCGAAAGUGUCGAAGAGAGAGUGGACCGCGGGAAUGUGAACCAGAGCGGGAGAAGGACAGACGGAAUGAUGAAGUGACAGGGACCUAGGGGAGAAAGGGAGAAACAAAGGCGGUAGGACCGUCGUCCUCCUGUGCUGAAAGGGAAUGAAUCUUUUUAUGUUACUCGAAUGCUUAAGCAAAUGUCUCUUAAGUUUUCUUAUUUACGUCGACCAGAGAUGGGACAAAUUCUUAUUUUAUCUUGCGUAGAUAGAAAUUACAAUUGGAAUUAGACAAUUAAAUUAUAUUUCGCGUGGAAUGAAUAGAAGCUUAAACCAAUAACUGUUUUCUCGAGGAAGGGUAGCAAAUAAAUCGUCGUGCAUUGUUCGAAUAAAAUUUUGCCUAUCCCUGAUGUCGACGAUCAGCAUGAUCUCUUGACGAAUAACACAUAUACAUGUAUACGCAUCUCUUAACGGGACAAACGCAUACACAUACAAUUCCGCAACUUGGCUAUACAAUGAAGAGGAUAACUGAACCAGUACACUGUGAGCGAUAAGGAAAAUAGAAAGAAUAUAGCGCGAUCUUAGACAAUGUUUUGCAUCUAAAGUAUGUACUCUGUAGUACACUGUUCCAGAACUAUUUGAAACGAGUAACAUACACCUUCUAUUUUUAUUAUUGGUUCAGUUAUGCUUCUUCCUGUAUAUUGUUUAUGAAUUCCAAAUUUAAGAAACAGUGUCUCCACAAAGAGAGGAAGAGAUCGAGUGGCCGAACGAGCGAGAGAUGUCGAGUGAAUUUAAUGAACGCAAGAGCCUCUGUAUAUCGCUACCCUGCCACAAACCAUUGGCGUGAUUAUGCUGCAACUAUGUUGCAAUUUAGCUUGUAGUUUUUUUAGUCGAUUUUUAAAUACAACACGACUGACUGCUGGUUAAGUAUGGUUGUGAGCGAACAAAGAGGUAGAAACGUUUCUUUGCACGAUCUAGGAUACCUUCGUUCUUUAAUCUUGAAUUUUAUUUUUAAUUGUUUAUUUCUUAUUCGUUCUUAUACUCGGUACUGAAAGGCUGUUACGUUCGUCCCCAACGACGAUAUUAUCCAUUUAUAUCGAUGAAAACGGUGAUUCAGUUUAAAAGCGAUUAUUUGUAUAUUUGUAAAUUGGUGCGAAUAGAUCGGACCAUGUUCAACGUAUGCGUAUAUGUGUCUUUCAUUUCCUUGCUCUCAAUCAGAUGUAACGUAAUGAUCAUUCGUUUCUCAAUCGGGAGGAUGACGGGAUGUUUCGACGGGACUUGAACCGUGCAUAAAAGAUACACGCUUUCGUUUUGUAUCAUUGUAAAUCAUGUCAUGCUAUCUAUUGAGAAACUGAUCAGUUGUUUCUUUAUUGUCUACGUUGAUUGUGAUAACUAUCUUCUGUGAAACUAUUACUUUCCGUCUAUUUUCUGUGGAUACGAUACACAUGGAAUCAUCUUUCCCAGUUGUUUCAUAUCUUUGGCUCGCUUUUUAUUGUGAAGCAAGGAAACUUGUGAUUGGAUUUUCAUUUAUUGGAUGUGCCUGCUUCUGAAUGUUGACAACACUUAUUAAAAAUGCAUUGAAACCAGAGGUGGACAAAAUUAUAUCCGCAGAGUAAACGACGAAUAAAAUCGGCAUCCAACAAUUACAUUGCGACGUUUGUUCAAUCGAAUAGUUACCGAGACAAUUCUUGUUCGUCUAACGUGAUAUAUAACAUAAAUCUAUAAUUGAAAUUCUAAAUUUUAUUCGUUAUCGAAGAUGUGUAUUUAUACAAAGAGUUUGCCCAUCUCUGAUUCAAAGUGUAAUCGCUGGGUCGUGCUUUUAUAGUGAAUUUCUUGCGCAAUAACGUUACUUUGUAUACGUGGUUCAGUCAUGCGACUAAUGUACGAAUUUUUAUGAAUAUUAUUACUAUUAUUAUUAUUAUUAUUAUUAUUAUUAUUAUUAUUAUUAUUAUUGUUUUUCUAGCAUGUAUUUGUUGCUAAAGGAUUGUACGUAGCUUGUGUUCAAUGAUUAUUUGCCACUUGUAUGGAAUUGGCAGCUCACGUGCAUUACGAUAGUGUGCCCAUGUAUAAUGAGUGUAUUUGACGACGUUAUGGACAUUUUGAGAAGUUUAUCGAUAAUAGUGACGAGACGUUGUGCUGUGGCGGAACAGAAACAAAAAAAAAAUCGGGUAUCGGUUAAAUCUUUCUUUUGUAAAUAGAAAUUAUUGGAAUGAACAGAAGUACGCACACGGAGACACGAAGAGUUAGGAAAUAAUGAAAUGUCAGAUAUGUCAGGGAGACUGUAUCAGCUUCAAAUUAUAUAUACGUAUUCAUAUACAUAAAACUAUAUCAAUAAUGGCGAUUAAUAAGCUACAUUAUUACUACAGUAAUCGAUACUGUCGCACCGACGGCAGCAACCGACUAAUUUUAUUACCACGUAAUCGUAACGAUGCCAGUGAGAAAGUGGAGGUGUGUUCUUUACGACGAAAUCGGACAAAGAAGCAUGAGAUCGUAAUUAUUCUAUUUGCUAAUUUAUAGAGACAAUUUAAACGGUGUCCAAAUAUGCUUCGAAGUGUUUUUGUCCAUUUCGUACAUGUCUACAAACACAAAACAGACAGAUGUCCGAAGUUUUUGCGAGGAUAUGCUAUUAUUAACGAGAACGAAAUUGUUCACUUUUAACGUGCUUUUUUGUUAUAAUUAGUGGACUCGUCGUUUUCUUUCCACUUGUGAAACCCAUAAUCUAAUGAACAAUUAAAGACGAAGAAAUUAAUGUAAAUAGAAAUUAAAAUUUGUUUGAGUACUA
This is a messenger RNA of Hylaeus volcanicus, 10267 nucleotides long. RefSeq names its product casein kinase I (gene gish). Gene Ontology annotation, cellular component: nucleus; cytoplasm; plasma membrane. Lineage: Eukaryota; Metazoa; Arthropoda; Insecta; Hymenoptera; Colletidae. The record is from RefSeq and is a predicted model, not a curated record. Bases 1275 to 2777 code for a protein of 500 amino acids. Gene Ontology annotation, biological process: peptidyl-serine phosphorylation; positive regulation of canonical Wnt signaling pathway; endocytosis. Gene Ontology annotation, molecular function: protein serine/threonine kinase activity; ATP binding. The transcript is spliced from 11 exons.